UCUGACAAAGUAGGAAACAGGUGGAAGAGAAAGUCAGUGUUGGUUUAGCGUGACAACCAUGAGCAGCAACUUUCUUUGUGCUCUUCUCAUACUUGCCUUCCUGGAAUCAGGCAAAUCAAACAGUGAUGUUUCUAUCAGUCACAGUCGUGAUGGAGAUGGUCAGAACAUUACCUGUGUCCUCUCAGGGGACGAGAAUAUGACACAAAUCAACUGGGAGAUGCUAAGAGGCCCGAAUCGCACCAAACUGGGCACGUAUCAUCCAUAUUUUGGAACUUACAUAAAUGGUGACUAUAAGACUACAGUGAAGAUACAGAAAAAAACAUCUCCACGUCAAUCAUCAUCCCUUAUCAUUAAAGUAGCAUCAAAUGAGAGUGUUGUGCACAUCUGCUGUGCAUUCAUAACAUUUCCUUCUGGUAAACUGGAGCAGUGUACUGAUAUCAGUAAGAAAGAUGUCAGUAUCAACGCGUCUACGAUAAAAGAUUUUACUUACAUGGAGCAAAAACCAAAGCUGGGAAUAUUUGGACGUUUGGGUGCAAUUAUCAUUGGAACGAUUCUUUCCCUUUUAAUCCUGACCAUCCUAUUCUACUUAUGCAGAAAUAACAACUGCAGAAGGAUGAAGUCUUUUGAAAUACGAACCAACCGGACAGACUCACCGUCUGAGACACAUGCAGAAGAAUCAGAUGAUGCACCAACUUCUCAAAGUUCUCCAAAUGGCUUUGACCCCUCAAAACUUUAUGCCAAGAUCAAAAAAGACCUUUUCUAUGGCCGGCUGUGGAAGUCUUACCAAGGCCAACCCAAAGCAUGGACACAAGGUACAAUGACUGAUCAAGGACAUGUUUAUCACCUGUUAGGACAGAGUCCCUUACCAAAGAGAAAUGUAGAGGGCAGCCCCUUGAGGCCAGAUACAACUGAAUGAUUAUUUCAGCAGUUCAUCCAGUCUUUCCAGAGCAACCUAAUCAUAUUUGUGUAAAGUAAAAUAGUAUAAAGCUAAUACUAAUGUAUUGCAUAAAUAACAAUUAUUAAAUGAAUAAAUAUUUUGUUUUCAGAUUAAGAAACAUGCAUGUUUUCAUCACUGAAUAAUCUCAUGAAUCUUUUAAUGUUAC
This is a messenger RNA of Rhinichthys klamathensis goyatoka, 1103 nucleotides long. Its product is annotated as immunoglobulin domain-containing protein. Gene Ontology annotation, cellular component: external side of plasma membrane. Gene Ontology annotation, biological process: positive regulation of mast cell activation; positive regulation of immunoglobulin mediated immune response; positive regulation of natural killer cell cytokine production. Bases 59 to 916 code for a protein of 285 amino acids. The record is from RefSeq and is a predicted model, not a curated record. The transcript is spliced from 5 exons. NCBI's taxonomy places the organism in Eukaryota, Metazoa, Chordata, Actinopteri, Cypriniformes, Leuciscidae.